This is a messenger RNA of Venustampulla echinocandica, 1065 nucleotides long. RefSeq lists its product as uncharacterized. The transcript has a single exon. NCBI's taxonomy places the organism in Eukaryota, Fungi, Ascomycota, Leotiomycetes, Helotiales, Pleuroascaceae. The record is from RefSeq and is a predicted model, not a curated record. Bases 1 to 1065 code for a protein of 354 amino acids.
AUGGGGAAGCAGAAGGGAUUCAAUAAGGCGUCUACUCACCCCGACUCCACGGACAAGUCAACAACAACAGCAAAGUCCAUCUCGACAGCAACGUCCGGUUUCGCCAUCCAGGCCCGAAACAAUGGCAUACUCAACCUCCAGAGCUCCAAGCCGCCCGCAAACCUCGAGGAUAUCAUCAAACGACACGCCAGAUCCUGUGAAACCGCUUCUCCAACCGAAUCAAGGUUCAAACGCUAUGUCAACAAAGUCAAGGGUGCCGGUAACGAAUCGACCAUGGCCCAUGAGGUGAGCAAGCAUAUGCUAAAGGAAUAUGACGACGGGGGUUAUAAAACUUCCUAUAACCGCGCAUUCACCGCCUUUCCAAAAGACGUUGGUUUCAACAAUGGCCUGUCGGCUCCACAACCCGACCUUGUCGAGGGGCUAGACAUGGAAGAGUUCCGCCCGUUUCCAGUCGGCAAUCAUAUUGACGGCGCCGUUCUUUAUCAGGAUGAUCUUCAUUCUAUAGCAUUCCCGCACCUAGCCGGCGAGUGGAAAGGUGCCGGAAAGGAUAUGGAAGAAGCGCGGCUGCAGAGUGCCUAUACAGGAGCGGCUAUUGUCUACGCCCGGAACCAGGCCCUGUCACAUAUCGGGAAACCUGACCCCCCGGGUCAUGCAGAGGUCACGACUUUCGCCACGGACGGCACUAACAUCAACUUCUUUGCACAUUAUGCUGGUCCGUCGGGAGAGGACGGCACACUUGAAUACCACCAGCAUCAGUUCGCGACGGCAAACGUAAAGGACACUUACCAAGGGCAAAAGGACGGCCGAAGAGGGCUUAGAAAUGAACAAGAUCACGCGAGGCAGCAGUCGUAUACCCUGAGGGUCCAGCUAAAGGAGCACUGGAAGCACCGCCGCGAUGGCCUUCACCCCAUCGCCGAAGCAGUUCCUCUGCCUGCUCUUGACUGCGAGCUGGAUGAGACGAGCGCAUACGAAGACGAAGCUGGCUACGAGAUGGUCGAGCAACCCUACCAGCCCACUCCGGCGGCGGCUUCUAUAUGGCGCAUUAUAGGGAGCAUUUGGAGCUAA